UAUUCAUUGAUUGGUUCAUUCUGUCUUUGUCUGCGAGGCAGCUGAGAGCACUGCGUGUGCAGUUGAAUGUGCAAGGAUUGGAAGGGACCAUUUCCAUGGACCAUCUGUCUCGCAGGCUACUGCUACAACAAAGGACCCAGGAUGGUGUUGGUACAUGUCGGAUAUUUGGUUCUUCCCGUCUUUGGCUCUGUUAGAAAUAGAGGGGCACACUUCACUAGGCAUCAGCACAGCCAUGCUACCUCCUGCCGACACUUUCACCUGGGGGCCACCCAGGCCCCCCUCCCAGGGGAAUUUCCCCUAGGACACGCAGCCAACCACAACCAGCCCCCCCAGCCCGGCCCCCUGGCCCCUCACCUGGCCCCGGCCCAUCACCCGCCCCUCACUGCCCUGCCAGCUCCCCCUCAGUUCCAGGAUGUGCCAGCUCCCCCCUUCCUACCUCAGGCCUUACACCAGCAAUACCUCAUCCAGCAACAGCUACUGGAGGCCCAGCAUCGCCGGAUCCUCCCACACUCCAGCAGAAGAACACAGGAGCGCCUUCCUCUGAACCCUCACAGGCUACGUUCAGGCUACGAAUAUUCCCCGCCCCUCCACGUCCCCCAGCCAAUCACCACGCAGCAGCCUCGCUACCUGGCAGAGGGCACAGACUGGGACCUGAGUGUGGAUGCAGGACUCUCCCACCACCAGUAUCAGCUCCAGCAGCUUCCACAGCACUAUCAGCAUUACCUGGCAUCUCCCAGAAUGCACCACUUCCCCAGGAACAACUCUGCACAAGUGGUUGUGCAUGAGAUCAGAAACUACCCGUACCCCCAGCUUCACCUGCUGGCCCUGCAGGGCCUCAACCCCUCCCGCCAUGCCUCGGCCGUACGGGAGAGCUACGAGGAACUGCUGCAGCUUGAGGACCGGUUGGGUAGUGUCAGCAGGGGAGCAGUCCAGACCACCAUCGAGAGGUUCACCUUCCCUCACAAAUACAAGAAGAGGAAGCCGGUGGAGAUGAAAAUCGGCGAGGAAGAAGAGGAGACGGACGUGGAUGAGAAGUGCACGAUCUGCCUCUCCAUGCUGGAGGACGGGGAAGACGUGAGGAGAUUACCCUGCAUGCACCUCUUCCACCAGGGCUGCGUGGACCAAUGGCUGUCCUCCAGCAGAAAGUGUCCAAUAUGCCGAGUCGACAUCGAGACGCAGCUUAAUCCCGACAGCUGAUGACCCGGGGGCGGAGCCUGGCCCUGUCGAUCACCCUGGCGUUGUUCCUGCUCCUUCCCAUCACCACCGCCCUGGUCCCUCCCCCUCUUGGGUGCUUUGCCAAAUGUCCCCAGACGCGGUCGUGUGACAUCAUUGCCCUCAGACUCACGCUUCACUGAGCCUCCCCCAGGACAACCACAGGAGGGGCGGAACUGGAGACGCGCUCUCCGACAGAUGAAGCACACCCCCUGGCGUAAUGAUACACAGAGAAUGCUUUCUCUCUGUCACACAAACACACACACACACAGAAAGCCGUCUCUCUCACACAUAUACAUGCACGAAAGGCUGUCUCUCACACACACACACACUGUAUACUGUAUACACAGGGUUAUCUCGUAGCUUGCUGAUUUCAGGUGGGCUGUCAUUGCUGUUCGGCUGUUGUCCUGUAGGUAGCAUGUUCUAUAAGCCAUGAUCUAACACAGUAAGAGAGAAGACACUACACCACUGCCACCCUUCUACACACAGUCAUUCUCACACAAUUGAGCAUAUUCUGCCACAAUAGACAGGGCGGGAAAGCAACAUUUUCAACGUUGCCGCCAUGUUUGCCUCCAGGUCAUUAGUGGUUAGUGCAGUAGCAGACACAGUGAUGUUUAAUCAUGGGAGCUCACCCACCCGGCUUUUUCUCUUUGCAAUACAGUUGUACAUUAGCUCUGAACUGGUGGUGUUGUGUCAUUAGGACUGUGUUUUCUACCCCUGCUACUGUGUGUCAAGUGUGGGCCAGCCUUGGCCAGGGCUGCGUUCAAGGUCAGCUGUGAGGCCGAGAGACUAGGACGCAGGUUACAAAGUGUUUAUUAACCAAAUGCGUUGUUGUUAUGCUGUUGGGUUGCAGUUAGUGUUUGACCAAUGUCUGGAUAUAUGUCGCAGACCUAAAGUUCAGGUUUUGUGUGUGUCAUGGGUAAAAUAUUUGAAUUAUAGACGUUAGGGCCAUUGCAGUGUUUUUAGAAUACAAAGCCAAAUAAAUGGAAAUUUUCAAGAGGUGGGGGGGAAGUAAAAAAAAAAAGUAAUAACAUUUAAAUAAAAAAAUCCCCCUCUCCAAUCAAGCAGUGCGAUGUUAGAGUGAGGUCGAGUGCAUUGUGGUUACUCGGAGGAGGCCCGAUGCUCCAGAACCGGCAGCUCUUGUGCCCCGCCCAGCCUCUCUCAGCACAGGUGACGCAGGCUGAACAGUGUAGUGACAUAUGCAUGUUUCAGUGUUGGCUUGGGCUGUUGUGUUAGCGUAAAUAAAACAAAAACAAAAAAAUGUACGGAUGUAGGAUGGGCGGGGGUGGGGGGUGGGGUGUUGUCUGUGCAUGACCUAGUUAAUCUGAGCUGUGACUAUCUUUCUCAACACUAACAAACAAACAAACAAACAAAAAAAAAUGAGCACGAUGUCAGUGACUGGCUGUCUCCCUGACCCGUAGCGUGUGUUCAUCCUGUCCCCGUGGCAGCGAUGGAAUCCUGUUGUGAUGUUUACCUUAUUGCCUAAAGAACAAGCACAUGUGAUGAUAGAUAUAGCAACAACCUCUUUCUUUAGUAUUGCAUUUGCGUUUUUGGUUUCAGUAUAUUUAGAUAUAUAUAAACAAACACGCUGUGUUUUGGACAGUGAGGAGCUUGUGUGUUAUAAACUUGUGUUUUUUUGUGUGUGUGUGUGUGACAGAUCUCCCCUUUGUGGUUGCUAUGCUGGUUGCUAUGCUGUAUUGCUAGAACAACAAUGUAGAAUGUUGUGUGAUGGAGAUGGUGUCCCACUCACUGUGCACAAGGACUGGACAGGCAGGGAAGGGUUAACACGUGGAAGUACAGUCGAUUAAUGGGGGAAAACUGAUUUGUCUCCUUUCCCCUACUUUUCUGUAAUGAAUAACUAUUAAACCACAACGUAUCAGUGUGGGCCUCACUGAUCCUUAUCCUGUAGUGGAUGUUUUGGAUUGUAACAUCCCUCAACUGUACCCAUUGCACUGAGGACUCAGAGUAGUCUAACAGAUUGGGACACAGCCCACAGGUCCUAUUGACCUGGUAGGCUGAGGGAUCCUUGCCACAGUAUUGGGACAUGGCCUGCCGGUCCCUGUGCACUGUCAGUGGAGAUGCUGCCUUCUCCUGUAGUGGAGUUUUCUAUGGGAACUGUUGAUAGUUUACACAGGGUGUUGUCAGUUGAGAUGCCUUAAGUAUUUAACAAUCAUAAUUUAUUACUAACUGUAGAUAUUGUGUGUACGUAUUUAAUUUUGUAUAGUUUUUUUUGCAAUUGAAUCAUUAUUUAUUUAUUUAGAAAUAACAACUGAAAAAAAUAUGAUAAAAAAACAAUUACCUCAUUUUUGCAUUGUUUUAAUGGGAAUGCUUUGCAUGCAGUUGUUUUUUUGUUUUGUUUUUUCCCCCCGAGACUAAAGUGUAAGAAGCCCUGCUGUUUUAUAACCCUGAGUCUGCUGUGAUAUGUUUACUAUCCUGGGCUCCUCCGCAUCUGAGCCCUCUCUCUCUCUCUCCCUCUCUCUCUCUGUGUUCUGUCAGCUCUCUCUUUUCUCUAUCCCUCUUGCUCCCCCCCCUCUCUCUCUCUAUCUCUCUCCCUCUCUCUCUCUUUCAUGUGGUGCUGUGGAUCCUGGUUACAUUCCAUUCAAUGCAAAUUUUCUCUGAUCCCCUAUGCUGUGAUCUUGGUGGACAAACUGCAAUGGAGUGAAAGUUUUUUAGUUUUUGUUGUUAGUUUGAUUCAUUUUGUUCUCGUCUCGUUUUGCACUCGUUAGUUUAACCAAGGGAACCCUCUCACUGGCAUAAUGCAGUUACGAUCGUAGAGCUCUCAUUAUGAUAACUAUGAUUGAUAUUAUAUCAUAGUCUAUGAUAUUGUAUACUUUGUCAUUUCUCUGCUUCUCAUUCUCUACCUUUCAAUUCUACCCUCUUAGCAUCUUCUUUCUUGCUUUAUCUCGCCAUACCCUCUCCCUGCUUUGUUCCUCUCUUGCUGUCCCUCCAUCUCUCUGUCUCCUGAUAUGUCUGUUCCUUCUAUUUCAGAGCAGCUUGUAGUUCUAAGCCAAUCAAGUGCCUCGCUUCUAGUGUCAAGAGAUAUUUCCAUAUUAGAUUUAAGUUAUGGCUCAAUCUCACGAAAGAGUAGAACUCAUAUUCCCAGAAACCAUUGUACCAGGAGGGUGUAGAGGCCUACACCAUGGCACAGUGGUACACUGGUACUACUGUAGUUAUAAUGAAAAGCACUGUCCCCUCGCUCCCUCUUUCCUCGACUCCUUCUCUAAGGAGUAUACCGGACAGGUGAUCUCUCCUAAUGAAGGGGGAAACAUGGGUUGGCACCAUGUUGCUUUUACUUACCAAAUACUAGAUCAGUUAGGCUACCACAUUCCAACACAGAGCAUCAAGUGUACAGCAGGUAUAUUUUUACCCAUCAUGGAUGUGGAAAUAUUUCUAAGACAGAGGCAUCUUUCACUGUUCUUCUUAACAAACCCCACAUCCGCGAUUCUCUUCUUCGAUGUAUCGCCAUCACCCUCCCUUUCCUUCUCUCUUUGUUUCGGCUUUUUCUCUGUUUCCUCUCUCUUUUCUCUGCUGUGUGUGACCCACCGUCCAUCCCUCUGCUCAGAACCUUCCAGUAUGUUCCUCUCCCACCGUCUGCUCUCUGGGGAAACACAGACACAGAGGAUUCUAAAGCACAACCUUUCUAAAAUGCAUGUUUUUUCUCAGGUUUGAAUAUACUCUCAAUGGUUAAAAAAAUAAUAUAUGGUAAAAAAAAUAAUAUUUGCAGAUAUACAAAGAAUACUAAUAUUACAGAGGAUUAAUCUUUUGCUGCUGCUUGCAUCUAAAAAAAAAAAGAAAAUGAAGAGAAAAUAUCCCAAAUAUAGUGCCAGUGAAAGGGCUGCCGCCAUCUUUGUACGAAAACCUGCUGUUUAGCUGUGACUGCGCAAUGUUUUUCAAUAUAGGAUAUUUUAUGGGAGAGUAGAAUUAUUUAUCAUUAAUAUGAAAGCAAUAGCUCAUUAAUGAUGCUAAGUGUGUUGAUAAAGAGCUGAGUGAGCAUUAUGAUGUGUAAAAUGUUAGAAUUCACAUUUGGUGGAAUUUUGUACUUUAUUAUUUAUUAAUACUAAUAAUAAUGGUUUUAAGGAGUUGCAUCGCUAAACCCAAACUGUUGUUUUUUUAUUUGUAUUUUAUUUCAUGGCUUGUAUAUUAUCCUUUUUGUAUGUGCUCUUUUUGUAAUAAAUUGAUUAAAAUGG
Osmerus eperlanus (European smelt) is the source of this 5399-nucleotide messenger RNA. RefSeq names its product arkadia (RNF111) C-terminal like ring finger ubiquitin ligase 2Ca (gene ark2ca). Gene Ontology annotation, molecular function: zinc ion binding; ubiquitin protein ligase activity. Gene Ontology annotation, cellular component: nucleus. The record is from RefSeq and is a predicted model, not a curated record. The transcript has 8 exons. NCBI's taxonomy places the organism in Eukaryota, Metazoa, Chordata, Actinopteri, Osmeriformes, Osmeridae. The coding region runs from base 67 to 1197 and encodes 376 amino acids.